Messenger RNA from Hippoglossus stenolepis (Pacific halibut), 6870 nucleotides. It is a transcript of the gene thoc2, whose product is annotated as THO complex 2. The record is from RefSeq and is a predicted model, not a curated record. The transcript is spliced from 37 exons. The coding region runs from base 93 to 4769 and encodes 1558 amino acids. Gene Ontology annotation, molecular function: mRNA binding. NCBI's taxonomy places the organism in Eukaryota, Metazoa, Chordata, Actinopteri, Pleuronectiformes, Pleuronectidae. Gene Ontology annotation, cellular component: THO complex part of transcription export complex. Gene Ontology annotation, biological process: mRNA export from nucleus; mRNA processing.
UCAGCUAGCAGUUAGCAGCGGCUAGCUACCAGCUACCACAUUUGACCCUGUGCGCCUUGAUGAGCUAGACAUCCGGGCUGUGUGUAUGGAAGAUGGCGACACUUAUCCUCCCUGGUGAAUGGUUCAAAAACUGGGAAAAAACUGGGAAACACGAGUUUGUACAACUCUGCAAAGAACUUACAGAGAAAACAGAUCAUGGAAGUGAGGUUAGAGACAUACAGGCCGCCUUAUAUGAGCUCUGCUGGCAAGUUGUACAAGGGAACCUUAAGUUGGAUCUCGUCACCAGUGUCCUUGGGGACAUGAUGGAACUCCGCGAUGACAUGCCAUCAAUUUUAGCAGAUGUGUUCAGUAUACUAGAUUUAGAAACAGGUGCUCUGGAAGAAAAAAUCAAACGUGAUCAUUACACACAAUUGGUGGGAGCAUGUUUGUUCUUUGUUCCAGAGGCUAUCUUGAAAGAGAGACUGGAUCCAGAAACCCUUGAAUCUCUUGGACUUAUAAAACAAGCCCUUCAGUUCAAUCAGAAGAUUGUAAAAAUCAAAACUAAACUAUUUUACAAGCAACAGAAGUUCAACCUGCUAAGGGAGGAGAAUGAGGGCUAUGCCAAACUCAUCACUGAGCUUGGCCAAGACCUUUCAGGCAACAUCACCAGCCAUCUUGUUCUGGAGAGCAUCAAGUCCCUCAUAGGAUGUUUCAACUUAGAUCCGAAUCGUGUAUUGGACAUCAUCCUUGAGGUGUACGAGAGUCGAUCUGACCAAGAUGAGUUCUUCUUGUCUCUCAUCAAGUCCUACAUGUGUGAGCCACUCACCCUUUGCCACAUCCUGGGAUUUAAGUUCAAAUUCUACCAGGAGCCCAAUGAGGAAACCCCCACGUCACUUUACCACAUUGCUGCUGCUCUGCUACACCACAACCUGAUAGAGCUGGAAGAUCUUUAUGUACAUCUUAUGCCACAAGAUGCCACCAUCAUAGAGGAACACAAACGGGAUAUCUCAGAGGCCAAGCAGGUUGCUCGCAAGCUGGUCAUGGUUGUGUUGCCUUCAGAGAAGAAUGAAGACAAAGAAAAGGAGAAAGAGAAAGAUGAGGAGAAGAAUGAGAAGCCACCUGAUAACCAGAAGCUUGGUCUAUUGGAAGCGCUGCUUAGAAUUGGAGACUGGCAACACGCCCAGAGUAUUAUGGACCAGAUGCCUUCCUUCUAUGCUACGUCUCACAAGGCCAUUGCACUGGCUCUCUGCCAGCUUGUACACCUGACUGUGGAACCUCUUUACAGAAGGGCUGGUGUCCCAAAAGGUUCAAAGGGACGUAUAGCGCAUCCACUGAGGAACAAGCGCGCACCUCGGCCUGCAGAGAUUUUUGAGGACCUACGCAGGGACACGUUCAGCAUGCUCUGCUACCUGGGCCCUCACCUCUCCCACGACCCCAUCCUCUUCGCCAAGAUAGUGCGUCUGGGCAAGGGCUUCAUGAAAGAGUACCAAAGUGACAGCAAGAUUGAAGUCAAAGACAAAAUGGACACACUACUCAGUUGUUUCCUGAGCAUUGCAGACCAGGUGCUACUCCCUUCGCUCUCCCUAAUGGAGUGUAAUGCUUGCAUGUCUGAGGAACUGUGGGGCCUCUUCAAACUGUUUCCCUACCGGCACAGGUAUCGGUUAUAUGGACAAUGGAAGAAUGAGACGUAUUCCAGUCAUCCUCUCUUGGUUAAAGUCAAAGCGCAGACUGUUGAAAGGGCCAAAUACAUUAUGAAGCGGUUGACCAAAGAGAAUGUGAAACAGUCUGGAAGGCAGAUUGGCAAGCUGAGCCAUAGCAAUCCCACUAUCCUCUUUGAUUAUAUGCUGUCUCAGAUCCAGUGGUACGACAACCUUAUUGUUCCAGUGGUGGACUCACUGAAAUACCUCACAUCCCUCAACUAUGAUGUCUUGGCUUAUUGCAUAAUCGAGGCUCUUGCCAAUCCUGAGAAGGAGAAGAUGAAGCAUGACGACACUACCAUCUCCUCAUGGCUUCAGAGUCUGGCAAGUCUUUGUGGAGCUGUGUUCAGAAAAUACCCAAUUGAGUUGGCUGGCCUCCUUCAGUAUGUCACCAAUCAGCUGAAAGCAGGAAAGAGUUUUGACCUGCUCAUCCUGAAAGAGGUGGUCCAGAAAAUGGCCGGCAUUGAGAUCACAGAUGAGAUGACGUCAGAGCAGCUAGAGGCCAUGACCGGAGGGGAGCAACUCAAAGCAGAGGGCGGCUACUUUGGCCAGAUCAGGAACACAAAGAAGUCAUCUCAGCGUCUGAAGGAUGCACUACUGGACCAUGAACUGGCCCUACCACUGUGUCUGCUAAUGGCCCAGCAACGGAAUGGUGUGGUUUUCUUAGAAGGUGGAGAAAAACACCUUAAACUUGUUGGCCAUCUCUAUGACCAGUGUCAUGACACAUUGCUGCAGUUUGGUGGCUUUCUGGCCUCCAACCUCAGCACAGAGGAUUACAUCAAGCGGGUUCCCUCGAUUGACAUCCUCUGUAACCAGUUCCACACUCCGCAUGAUGCUGCCUUCUUCUUGUCUCGGCCAAUGUACGCCCAUCAGAUUUUGUCAAAGUAUGACGAGAUGAAGAAAGGGGAGAAAGGCAACCGGCAGCAGCAGAAGGUACACAAAUACGUGGCAGCCUGUGAACAGGUGAUGACACCGGUGCACGAGGCUGUGGUGUCGCUUCAUCCUUCCAGGGUGUGGGAUGACCUCCGCCCUCAGUUUUAUGCCACCUUCUGGUCCCUCACCAUGUAUGAUCUGGCUGUGCCUCACGCCGCAUAUGAACGUGAGGUCAACAAGCUCAAGGUCCAGAUUAAAGCCAUUGAAGAGAAUCCAGAGAUUCCCUUGAAUAAGAAAAAGAAGGAGAAGGAACGCUGCACUGCCCUGCAGGAGAAACUGCAGGAGGAGGAGAAGAAGCAGCUGGAACACGUCCAAAGGGUUUUACACCGUCUCAAACUGGAGAAAGACAACUGGUUGUUUGCCAAAUCCACAAAGAAUGAGACCAUCACAAAGUUCCUGCAGCUCUGUCUGUUCCCGCGCUGCAUCUUCUCUUCCAUCGACGCUGUGUACUGCGCCCGCUUUGUCGAGCUCGUCCACCAGCAGAAAACGCCCAACUUCUGCACCCUUCUCUGCUAUGACAGGGUUUUCUCUGCCAUUAUUUACACUGUGGCCAGCUGCACGGAGAACGAGUCUCACCGCUACGGCCGCUUCCUCUGCUGCAUGCUGGAGACGGUGACCCGUUGGCACAGCGAUCGUGCAAUCUAUGAGAAGGAUUGUGUGAAUUUCCCUGGCUUCCUGACCAUCUUCAGAGCCACCGGCUUUGAUGGAGGGAACAAAGCAGAUCAGCUAGAUUAUGAGAACUUCAGGCAUGUGGUGCACAAAUGGCACUACAUGCUGACUAAAGCUUCAGUUCACUGCCUGGAGACGGGAGAUUACACCCACAUCCGCAACAUUCUCAUCGUGCUCACCAAGAUCCUGCCCUGCUAUCCCAAAGUCCUGAACCUGGGCCAAGCGCUCGAGUGCCGUGUCCAGAAGAUCUGCCUUGAGGAGAAGGACAAGAGGCCAGACCUCUAUGCCUUAGCAAUGGGUUAUUCAGGUCGGUUGAAAGGCCAGAAGGUGCACAUGGUCCCUGAGAAUGAGUUUCAUCACAAGGAGCAGCCAGCGCGCAGUGCCACCCCUGCCAGUCAGCAGAACGGCCCCGGCAGCACAGGCAAGCCCACCACCAGCACAAACAAGACAGACGAGGGGGCAUCAGAGGAUGGUGAACGGGGAAAGGAUAAAUCCAGUGCGACAACAAAGCCAGUGAACAAAGCCAACAGUGCAGCGGCCAAAGUGACCACCAGCAAUGGGAACGGUGCCCUCAUUAGCACCAAAGCCGUAAAAGAGCGGGAUGACAAAGAGAAGAGCGGGAAAGAGAAAAAAGAGAAAAAGGAAAAGACACCGGGCAGCACUCCUGAGACAAAGGCCGAGAACCGUCGGGAGAAGCAGAGAGACGAGAGAGCGGGAAAGGAGGAGCGGCCGGCACGUGAGGGUAAGGAGAAGACCCCCAAGGCUGACAGGGAGAAAGUGAAGGUCGAGGAGAAGAGCAGCAAAGAUGACAAGGCCAAAGCCGGCAACGGGGAGCCCAUUGAGCCGUCCAGGGAGCGCGACGCCAUCAAGGAGUCCAAGAGCAAGGAGAAAGGAGACAGAAGCGCUGUGGCGGGGUCCCUCAAGUCACCAGGUCUCAGAUCAGAAUCGGCCGAGUCUGAGAGGGAUCACAAAAGACGAAAGCUCGACACUCACUCUUCUCCAUCCCACUCCUCGUCUGUUAAGGACAAUAGCAACGAACCCAAGGAGUCCACAUCCAAGCAUCACAUCAGCUACAAUUCAGUAACCCGGUCCAAGAGCAGAGAGAGGGAGACGGAGAAGAAAGACUCAGAGAACGCACAGGGCCGAUCCAAAGAGAAGAAGGAAGAAAAGGAUCGGAAAGAAAGGAAACGAGACCAUAUUGUCAAUGACCACGAAACGAACCUAGAAACCAAACGUAGAAAGGACGAGAAUGGAACCAAUUCCUCCAAAAACAGAAAGAGCACAAGUCCCUUGUGUGACUCGCCACUUUCUGCUGAAAAAGAGAAGAGCAAAAGAUCCAAAUCUUCCAGCAAAGAGAAGGCGGAGUCUGGGAAACCUGAGCGAACGUCCUCCGGAGGCAAAAAGGAGUCCAGACACGACAAAGAGAAAUCUGAGAAGAAAGAGAAGAGGGACAGCAGUGGAGCAAAGGAAGAGAAAAAGCAAUAUCCUUAAACAUAGAGGAACACCUCAAUGAGAAAUCAGUUUUAUUUGUAUUUUUAAGUGUGAAUAUUUUAAUAUUAAAAGUUGCUGAAUAUUUCUACUUAGCUGUUGUUUUCUGCCACAUUGAAUCACUAAAGUUAGCUGGGAUCACCUGCUUUGUUCGCAUGUUUGGUCAUCGCCGGCAGAGUGAGCUUGUUUUGAAAAGAUAUUCUUAUGUAUCAUUGUUUCAAAGUGUUCGGUAACGUUCAGCUGCUCGCGGUUCUUAAUAGUUUACAUUAUGACACUAUUACUUGUUCAUCUGCCGUAUGUCACUAAACACUCAGAUGCAAUAACUAUUUAAUUGUGGUGAAGACUCCCUUUUACAUUUUGCAAAUAAGACUUCCUCCUCCACCUAAAACAGUCUCGGAGCCCAAUCGGCUAUCGUGUGAUUUCAAAUUAGCGUCUGGGGACGACGGCCAAUAUUUUGGGGCUUCAGGUGUCUUCAGCGGUUCCCUGAGCCAAGACUCCAUCCUCCGUUUGCCGUUCACUGUUUACAGUCCGACUAGUUUCUUUCACCACUGAGUCGAACGUGUUUUUCACCCAAAACACAAACGAUGAUACUUUUUGUAGGUGUUUUAGGUCCAGUCUGCAUUUUGGCUACUCUAUUACCAGCUAUGUGAAUAUGAAUGUUGAUAAAUGAAAAAGCAGAUAGCUGAUGUAUUUCGGGCUGUGUGUUCUGUCUCCACACGGACAGUUAAACUGCUGGCAACCGAAGCCUGCUCAAACGUGAAACAGAAACCAGAAGGCCUCGGUUCCCCCCAAAAUGUUGUCCCUCGCCUACAGAUUCUGCAUAUCCACAGUCAGAAUCUGUUUAUAGAGAUUCAGAUUUAUUUGAUUGUCUAAUUUGAGCAUGUAGCUGCUCGUUUCUGUCUUCAACAACCAGCAUUUCAAAAAGCCCCUCUGGUUUAUUAUUGAUAUUUUUGUUGUUUCCUGUAAUGGAAAAGUUCCUGGUUGCACCGUAUUGGUUAACAGAACACCCUUUUGAUACGCAGUCUGGAGCAUGGAAGCUGAAAGACUCGACUGUUUAAUGCCAAAACAAAUUUUUGUCAAUAAUUCAGCAGUUGUCAGCGUUUAAGUUUUUGAUUAAUUUCACAUUUUCCCUUAACAAUCCCACUCAUAAAUCCUCUGACAAGCACAGAUAAUGUGCACUAAUCAGUGAAGGUAAGAUGCUUUCAGAUUCUUGGCAAACAGCUCUUGAUAGGACGAUGUAUGCUCAGUGUUUGAUGCACUUUCUCUCUCUGAUCCGCAGCAGAACUGGAGAAGCUGUGCUUUUAUCUGCUCUGCCAUCUGUACCAUGUUGUUAACUCUUACUCUCAUUCUCUGCCUGUGUUGUUUUUCCUGUGAACUCCCCUCCCGAGUGUCGCUAGCUGUAGUUACUUCAACUCCACUCGUUCUUUUUCCACUUACACAGUGAAUCUGCUGCAGUUUAUCUUUUUCCGUUUUUGUUAUUCAGUACGGGAACAAUGUGCUGCUCUCUACACAAUGUUAUUGUUAUUCUAAUUGGAACCAGUUGUUACUGUAUGACUUGUCUGGGAAGGAUCUGGUCAUGAUUCAAAAAUCGUAUGCGUGAACAUUUGUAUUUUUUUGUACGUUGUCAGGCUUUGCUUUUUGCUCGUUUAAUUGGAGUUAACUUGCUUUCCAUACUCACUUACCUCAUAUUCUUUUGAGAUAAUUAGAUACUUAUAUUUAUUUAUCUCCACCUUUUAAUCCUAGUAAGACAGUAGGCACAAGUGAUAAAUUCUACAAAGGACCAGUUUGUAUAUUAUGUACAAUAAUAAAGAGGGUAACAUGACGUUCACAUCAUGUUAGUUCUUUUUUUUUUUUGAUGUCCCUUUCAGUCCUUUUGUGAUUUUGUGUUAAUCAGGUUUUUACAUAAUUUAUAAAAAUGCCUGUUCAACCUUCAAAUGUAGAGUUGUAAAGAAAAAAAAACCUGACAAAAAACGCGUUCUGUACUCCAAAUGCAACUGUUUAAAAAUGACUUUUGGAGAUUUUAUCUGCUGUACUCAAUGAGUGUUAGCGUUUUUUUUAAAAACAAAAACCAAUAAAUAAUAGUUUUCCUAGUGUGUCACUUUCA